Messenger RNA from Zingiber officinale, 2402 nucleotides. Its product is annotated as protein indeterminate-domain 4, chloroplastic-like. Bases 586 to 2268 code for a protein of 560 amino acids. Gene Ontology annotation, cellular component: nucleus. The record is from RefSeq and is a predicted model, not a curated record. The transcript has 3 exons. Gene Ontology annotation, molecular function: DNA-binding transcription factor activity. NCBI's taxonomy places the organism in Eukaryota, Viridiplantae, Streptophyta, Magnoliopsida, Zingiberales, Zingiberaceae.
AUUCGAUCUCUCCUCCUCCUACUGCAUACCCUCCUGCUUUAUUCAGAUAUAUAAUUAUUCUUUUCCAGGAUUGUUUAUUUGUGGUGAUGAAAAAUAGAGGUAUAUAACCAUAGAGGAAGAAGAAAGAAAGAAAAGUAUGGAAAGGAGGCUAAGGCCAAGGAGAAGUAGUAGAAGAAGAAGAAGAAGAAAGGGAAGGGGAGAAAGAGGUUCUCUUUAAUCUUUUCUCUCUUUCUAUUUCCAUAUAUUUGGCUUUAAGUGCAACAGUUUGUUCCAUAGCUAGCCAGCUUCCUUGUUCUUUAGUUGAAGUGGGAAGAGUCCGAGAGAGCUAGGCAGCGUUGGAGGUUUUUGUUUAGGGUUGUGUCGACGUUGGAGCAUAGAUCCAUACCACUUGUACUAGGAUUUGAGUGAUUCGUGUUCUUCCCUCAAUUCCUUCUUUUAAUUUUUUGUCUUUUAGGUCUAGGAAUACAGGUAGUGAAGAAAAUUGGAGCAGAUGAGUGAGUUUUCAUGCAUAUUUCUCAUCAAUUGACGACCUUUUAGAAACACUAAGCAAUCAUCUAGGAGAUCACAUAGCUUUAGGCUUUUACCAUGGCGGCAGCUUCAUCGUCAGUCCCUUUUUUCGGUAUGAGAGACGAAGAACAGUAUAACAUCCAAAAGCAGCAGCAACAACAGAUGUUAUCAGCAACACCAAGCUCAUCAGCUGCACCAGCUGCAGCUCCUCCAAAGAAAAAGAGGAACCUCCCUGGAAACCCUAAUCCUGACGCUGAAGUGAUCGCUCUAUCGCCGAAGGCACUCAUGGCGACGAAUCGGUUCAUAUGCGAGGUGUGCAACAAGGGGUUCCAGCGGGAGCAGAACCUGCAGUUGCACCGGCGAGGCCACAACCUGCCGUGGAAGCUGAAGCAGAAGAACCCGAAGGAGGUGCGCCGCCGGGUGUACAUCUGCCCGGAGACCACGUGUGUCCACCACGACCCUUCCCGCGCCCUGGGCGACCUCACCGGCAUCAAGAAGCACUUCUGCCGGAAGCACGGGGAGAAGAAGUGGAAGUGCGACAAGUGCUCCAAGCGCUACGCCGUGCAGUCCGACUGGAAGGCUCACUCCAAGACCUGCGGCACCCGCGAGUACCGCUGCGACUGCGGCACCCUCUUCUCCAGGCGUGAUAGCUUCAUCACCCACCGAGCAUUCUGCGACGCAUUGGCACAAGAGAGCGCAAGGCUCCCGGCGACGAUGGGUGGGCAUUUCUACGGCCGCAGCCCUGCCGGACUUAUGAAUUUGGGGCUUCCUCCGGUGAACUCUCCUCAUUUCUCCUCUUUGCAAGACCACCAGACGACGACGCCGACUUCCAACGAUCUUCUUCGGCUUAGUGGGAAUAAUGGCGCCGACGCGAUGCAGUUCGAUCACCUGCCAUCUUUCCGGCCUGCGGCCGGAGGAACGUUCUUCCUCGGCGGCGGUUCUAGCCAAAGCGUUAACGAAGUUGUCAAUUCUCAUCUGCUCCAGCCCAAACCCUUUCAUGGCUUGAUGCAACUCCAAGACCACCACGCUAACAUGUCGUCGUCUUCCGCUGCGAUUGAUCUCUUCAAUCUCAACAUCUUUUCCAACAAUGGAAACGCGAACGGCACCACCAGCAACGCCGCCAUGAACCAAUUCCCCGGCCAAUUCAACAAUCCAGCAGCCGGCGGGAGCGGCAACGAGACAACGUACGCCGGAAACCUCAUGAGCCAUCACCUCGAUGCGAACAUGUACGGCAACGAGACCGCCCUCCACCCUCACAUGUCGGCAACUGCGCUGCUCCAGAAGGCGGCGCAAAUGGGCGCAACCAGCAGCAAUUCUAGCGGCGCCAACUCCAUUCUCAGGGGCUUCGGAAACUUGGCGAAGAAUAAUCCGGGAGCAGGCUUCGACGGCGUCGGAGAGAACUCCGGCGGGCCUCCUCAGGCGCAGAACGAAGCCCACUUCAACGAACUAUUCAUGAAUUCUCUCGCCAAUGGCAAUGGAGCGAUCAAUGAUCAAGAAGCUGCAGCCGGCUUUGGGGUGUUCAGCACCGGAAUCGGUUCGAACAUCAACGACAACAAGUUGCAGAGAAACCAGUUGGCAAUGCUCGGCGCCGCCGCAGCCGCCGACAAGUUAACCAGAGACUUCCUCGGGGUGGGCGGUAGGAUGAGGAGCAUGGGGGGCGGCAUGCCGCCAAGAGAGCUGCAUCUUGGCAUCGACAUGGCCACCCUGGAUUCCGAACUCAAAUCCACUCGAUCAUUCGUUGGCGGCGGUCGCAUGCAGUAGUAGAACUUCACGUACGAUGAGUCGUAAUAAUUCUACAUCUUUUCUUUAAUUCCAAUCAAGCGAAGAACAAGUUCUGUUAUAGCAAAUGUCGAACAACCGCAAAUUUAUCUUAAUUAAACUGUCUUUUUAAUCAA